AUGCAACUAAGAAGGCGGCUUAAAAAGGAAGGACAUUUGUGGAGCAUGCACCCACGGCUUCAGUGUUCAUCCACUGGUGCUGGCCUUUCUUGCCAGGGCAUUUGUGCAGGCUUUUCCCUCCAUUGUCUUUUUUUUUUUUGCACAGGAGGCAACGGGUGGGCAUUCGUGAGUGCUGCGGCGGGCUGUUGUUGCCCUCGCCGGGACGCGCUUAACGGCGUCAGCUCCAUGACUUUUUGCACAAAAGGAAUGGGAAUUUCUCCGGAUUCUCACCGCAGGCGCAUGCCGUGGACGGCCGAAAAGGAGUGUGUGCCCGGUGUUGUUCAUAGCUCCAAGGAAAAGAUGGUGUUGGAUGGCGCACAACGAGUGGAUGUGGAUUGUGUUGACCGUGCAUCGCAGGUGUAUCCGCUGGAGGCAUUGCCGGCGGCCGUGGCCACAUGCGAGUACAAUACAUGCAGAGGAAAGAACAUUUUUAAUUGCUCUCUUAGGCGUAAUCCAAUGUACUCAGGCAAUGCUUUACUGCAAGGAUUGGCCGGAGGGGACGUACGACGAGAACGCCACUCGCACCGUCAUUCAUUUCCUUUGCCACGGCAGUAA
Molecule: messenger RNA, 594 nt
Organism: Trypanosoma cruzi
Lineage: Eukaryota; Euglenozoa; Kinetoplastea; Trypanosomatida; Trypanosomatidae
Exons: 1
Coding region: 1-594 (197 amino acids)
Source: RefSeq, a predicted model, not a curated record